UCCGGGUCGCUCUCGCAGCAGCGUUCCUUGGAGUCAUUGCUGGACAGGGACAGGGUCAGCGAGCCCGCUAACUGCCUCACCUCCACCAGGCUCAUCCUCCAGCAGCGCCUGCCGCCUACGCUUCCUCUUGAAUCUGACAAUGCACCAUUUUGGAUCUGGUGGUGGUCCCACUGAAGCUCUUGAUGCCAGUGUGAGAAACACGUCUACAUAAUGCAGCGGCCUGACUGAUAAAACAUUCAUUUCCUGAGUGUUCCGCAGUGGUCGAGCCACCACGCCCCAUCAUUUGCGGACAUCCUCACGAAAGCCCAGCUCACCCCGGUCAAGGUCAAAGGUGAUCCUCAUGUUAACUAAAUACUACGACUUCAGCUCGGGCAGAGUGACGGAAAGUUCUUUAUGGAGAUCCACAGAUUACGGCAGCACAUACGAGAAACUUAAUGACAAAGCCGGGCCCAAGACCAUCCUCAGCUAUUUGUAUGUCAGUCCCAACAACAAACGCAAGAUCAUGCUACUGACCGACCCGGAGGUGGAGAGCAGCCUGCUCAUUAGCCUUGACGAGGGGGCGUCCUAUCAGAAGCACAGCUUAGCCUUUGAUAUCCUCAGUCUUCUUUUCCACCCUGAGCAGGAGGACUGGAUCCUGGCUUACAGCCACGACCAAAAGCUGUACGUCUCGGUGGAAUUCGGGAGGAGGUGGCAGCUUGUGCACGACAACGUCGUCCCCAACAGAUUCUACUGGUCCAGGUUGGGCUUGGACAAGGAGCAAGGAAUGAUCCACUUGGAGAUCAACGUCUCCGAAGGACGUUCGCAGUACAUCACUUGUAAGCUUCAAAAUUGCUCCGAGGGAAACAAGGGCAAGCCUUUUGCCGGGUUGAUCAUCCCCAACUCCCUGGUGGUGCAGGACGAAUACGUUUUCAUCCAGGUGCCAACAGGAGGCCGAUCCGUCCAUUACGUGUCCUACAGAAGAAACUCGUUCUACCCGGUUAAGCUGCCAAAGUACACUCUACCCAAAGACUUGCAGAUUAUUAGCACCGACGACAACCAGGUGGUGGCGGCUAUCCAAGACUGGCACCAAAAUGACUCGUACAACCUGUAUAUGUCCGAGUCUCGGGGUCUCUUCUUCACGCUGAUGCUGGAGGAUGUGGUGAGCAGCGGCGGACCGGAAGGCAACAUCAUGAUCGACCUUUACGAGGUUGCUGGGAUUAAAGGGGUGUUUCUGUCAAAUAAAGUUGUGGAGAACCAAGUGAAAACUUACAUCACGUACAACAAAGGCAGAGACUGGCGGCUUCUGCAGGCUCCAGCGACGGAUCUCCAAGGCAAGCGGGCGGAUUGCGAGCAACCGUACUGCUCGUUACAUCUGCACCUCCACGUUUCGGAGAAUCCUUACACCUCUGGAAACAUUGUCAGCAAAGAGACGGCGCCUGGGGUUAUCGUCGCAUCAGGUGUCGUUGGACCCGAGCUCACCACUACAAAUGUCAGCAUCUUCAUCACAUCUGACGCUGGCAACACGUGGAGAGAGGCUUUUCAGGAAGAGUACAGCGUGUUCUUCCUCAAUCAAGGAGGAUCUCUGGUCGCUAUCCGACACACACCUCUGCCUAUUCGACACAUUUGGCUGAGUUUUGAUGAAGGCAGAAACUGGGACAAAUUUAGCUUCACCUCCUCGCCGCUCUAUGUGGACGGGGUGCUGGGGGAGCCCGGGGAGGACACCCUCAUCAUGACGAUCUUCGGUCACUUCAGUCACCGAUCCGAGUGGCAGCUGGUCAAAAUUGACUUCCGGUCCAUUUUCCAACGCCGCUGCACUUCGGAAGAUUACGCGCCGUGGCAGUUGGACAACGAGGGAGAAGUCUGCAUCAUGGGGAUGAAGAGAAUCUUCCAGAAACUGCGAGUAAACGCUCGAUGCGUCAAGGCCAGAGAACAGUACAUCUCUCAGAUGUCAGAGUCCUGUCCGUGCACAGAGGCCGACUUUGAGUGCGACUACGGAUUUGAGCGUCAGGUCGACGGAAGCUGCACUCCGGCGUUCUGGUUUGUUCCCUCGGCCACAUCCAGAGAUUGCAUCACGGGGGAGAGCUUCCUCAAUUCCACAGGAUACCGCCGAGCGUUGUCUAACAACUGCACGGAGGGGACUCUGCUCAAGUACAGCCCCAGGCGGCAGAAGUGUCCCCGUCAAGUCCCCAGGGGCCUGCAGCUCUUCACCAGCGAGGGCGUGCUGGUGGCGGCGCUCAACAAGAACGUCACCUUUUUGGUCUUUCUCGAAGAGGGCCUGAGCUCAACCACGAGCGUAACGGUGGACUUUGGCGACGGCACGACCAUAUCCUACGUCAACAUCAGCUCCAUAGAGGACGGCGUCAAGCAUGUCUACGGCAAAGUUGGCAUCUACCAAGUUUCUGCCACAGCGAGCAACGUUCUGGGCUUUGAUCGGGUGACGCUCUACCUCCACGUCACUUGUCAGCUCGAGCAGGUGCAGCUCUCCGCUCCGUCCGUGGCCAUCAAGAACAAAGCCGUCAACUUCACGACGACGCUGCGACCCGCCAACGUAGGGACAGUCACGUACUACUGGUGGUUUGACAACAAAACAGAGCCUUUGCUGAGUCUGGAUGGAGGGAUGUCCUUCACCUUUUCUCGGGAGGGAAGUCACGUGGUCACCGUUCAGGCUUCAGUCGGGAACACCGUCCAUCAAGAUCACAUGACAGUGGCAGUUUAUGAUUAUUUCCAGUCACAUAUUCUGGCCUUUUCCUCCAAUCUGGAUGACGCCAACCCCGGCCUGUCUGAGUGGCGGACGGACAUCGGAAGGGUGGUGAAGCGCUCCGUUGUCCAGGUCACGGGGAUCAGCGAGGACCAGUUGCUGGUCAACGUGUUCCCAGGUCUUCCGACCACGGCCGAGAUCUUCAUCGUUCCUGAGAGGAGGAACAGAGGCGACGCCAGGGGUGAAAAGCGCCAACACCUGGAACAGCUCUCUCAGGUGCUGCUAAGUGCUUUGAACCAGGACCUCGUCCAGUUCACACUCAAGGCGGGAGUGCAGGUGAACGUCUACGCCAGCAGAUUGUCGCCAGCUCCUCUGGUGGACAGCAGCGAUAGCAGCCACAGCAGCACUGCCAUCAUAAUGCUGGUGUCCGUGGCGCUGAUGGGGCUGGUCGUCUUUGCCAUUUAUAAAUUUAAAAGGAAGAUCCCAGGCCUCAACACGUACACGGCGGAGCAGCCUGACAAAGAACAAGAGGUCGUUUCCACCGUCACCUCCGUGGCGGACACAAAAGCUGAGGCGGAUAAGAUGACCUCACUGGAUCGCGUGGAUGUACAGCUGGAUUCAAAAAGUAGAGGCUACCUGCCAUCGCGUGCCGACGUCAAGCUCCCAGAUGAAGCGCCCCAUGUGUUUUAAUGUGCGGCGUCGACGGGGGAACGCCAAAGCAAUACAUCUUCCCCGGCCGGCAGUUACUUCCAGCGCGGUCACGAUGAAUGCUCUCGAGUGUUUUGCUACCCACGCAUGGACAGAGCGGCUCACGCUGCGGCGCCGCGCCCGCCUAAUCCAUCCGAGGAGACUGUACAGAUUUAUACAUCCCCGCUCUCCAAAUGGGACUCUCUUUUUUUGACUGGAGAGUAUUUUUCAAAGGACCUUCAUCUUUUGAUGUAAAUAGUGUACAGUCCGUUGAGAAUGGAAGAAAGGCGCUUCUUUCCAAAAAGUGGCAGAACACUGAGACAAAGUCGUCUUUCUGGCAGUCGAUGGAAAACAUUGGAAAGCGUCUUAUUGCUACUCCAAGACAGCGAAGGCAAGCGCCUUCAUUUAGCCCGUCGCAAUCUGCAAGAUCUUAUCGGCGAGAUUGCCAUCAAAUGAAGGUUGGCAAUAUCCAGUGGAGGAAGGACAGCCGCCACUUGGACAUCUGCGCGCUCCGUCGCCGCCGCCUGAUGCUCAAAUUAUUCCGCGUCACGACAAAAGUGCGAGCGGAAUGGAAGAUGAAAGCUACGUGCCGAUGAGACAGACAUCUGUCCCAUUGAGUGGACGGCAAAUUUUACAUUACACGUCUUCAAAAAGACAUUAGUGCUGCACAAACGGAUUGUUUCACAGCUUGUUUGACGUGUAAACAAGGAAAUGUGGUAUUUUUAUUUUCUCAAUAGAGGGAAUGGUGUGUUGUACGUUUUAGCUAAGACAGCCCAAGUGCUGUUGUGCGGCACAAAUGGCUCCAGUGACAGUUUUUAUGACCUUUAGGAAUUCCAUUCAUUUGACACGCUCCCUUGUUUGUUUUACAUUGAACACACUCAUCUUAACUCCUUCACUGCCAGCACAGUUCAAAUGUCUAUAGCCGUCAAUGGUAGUGAAUGAGUUAAAAGCUUUUUUUUAAAUUUAUUUUUUUAAGAGAAAAUCCGUUUCUCAAGACACAUUAAGUAGACAACUCAAUCAGAAUUUGUGGCUGUAUCAAAUAAUGAAUUCGACACUUUAGUUAUGGAUCUUUUCUCAACCACAGAGGACGCCCCAGUUCCCCAAUCCACCAUGUAUCUGUUAGCUGCAAAAGAUCUAGAGCAGAUGAUGAAAAGUAUCGAUCGUGGCAACAUACCAGCAUGGAUAUUGGACUUUUCCUCAGUACUAGGUUGGCCUUCAAGAAGCCGACGGAAUAAAGGUUGCCCGACAUGGCGAAGACGUAUCUCCUGUCAAGCUAGCUCAGCCCACGCGGCGGCCGAGGGUGGUGCGUCUCUUUGAAAUGAAUACUGGAAUUCUAUCAAGCCUUUUUUAUUUUAAAGUGUUGUCAGCGUUAUGUGUCAGUAAGACAAAUGAACAAAUACAUUUUUUUUGGUUCCCAUCAUGCGGUGGAGGUCCAAGAACUUAUCGUGGGAUGAACACUGAAGUCUUUUCUGCUUGUGUUCUUUCAUGUGAAUACUUGUCGGGUUACUUUUGCAUGAUAUGUUGUAUUCUGUUGCUGCUUUGUGCAAUAUUUACAUUAAAAAUGUAUGCUGCAGUUUG
Syngnathus typhle (broad-nosed pipefish) is the source of this 4942-nucleotide messenger RNA. Its product is annotated as VPS10 domain-containing receptor SorCS1-like. Gene Ontology annotation, cellular component: membrane; Golgi apparatus. The record is from RefSeq and is a predicted model, not a curated record. The transcript is spliced from 28 exons. Gene Ontology annotation, molecular function: protein binding. Lineage: Eukaryota; Metazoa; Chordata; Actinopteri; Syngnathiformes; Syngnathidae. Bases 341 to 3367 code for a protein of 1008 amino acids. Gene Ontology annotation, biological process: post-Golgi vesicle-mediated transport.